UGUUGAACAAAGAAAUUUCCCAGAUAUCAAAUGCUUAUGAUAGAUCAAAACCUUACCAAAUCCCUAAUUUCCGAAUUCGCAUUCGCAAUUCAAACACGAACCCUAAUCUAACCAGAUCGCAGAAAUUCUCACAUCUCCUGGUUCGCUCACCGUGGCUUCCUCAGGUUCGCCGGGCCUGACUCGAAGAAAGCCCUCUUCUUCAGCUCCGUCUACCGUCGGGCCUAGUCGGGUCGUGGUCAGAGAAUCGUUGAAGAAUUCCCAAUCUGAUCUCCCUUUUUGGCAACGUAACUGGUUCAUCGGAUUGCUCUUCGCCAUGGCCAUUGGUUUCUUUGCUUUGGCUGUCUUCCUCUUCCUCGGCCUUGAUCCCGAUAAUGGCUACGCUUCCUCGGCUUCUGCUGCCUCCUCCGAAGGCGUGGAGAUUACUUAUGGGACAGUUCUAAAGCUGAUGCAUGAAAGGACCAAAUUUCGACUUCAUUCCCACGACGUGCCGUAUGGUUCUGGCAGUGGACAGCAAUCAGUUACUGGUUUUCCCAAUGUUGACGAUUCCAAUAGCUACUGGAUUGUUAACCCACAGCUUGGAUCAUCUGCUAAACAAGGCGAUGCCAUUAAAAGUGGGACAAUCAUUAGGUUGCACCACAUGAGAACUAGGAAAUGGCUACAUAGCCAUUUGCAUGCCUCCCCAAUAUCAGGCAACCAAGAGGUAAGCUGCUUCGGCGGGGACAAUGAAUCUGACACUGGCGAUUAUUGGAGGCUUCUGAUUGAAGGGAGUGGGAAGACCUGGAAGCAAGAUCAAAGAGUUCGCCUUCAGCAUGUUGACACGGGUGUCUACCUGCAUAGUCAUGACAAAAAAUACACCCGAAUUGCUGGAGGACAGCAGGAGGUUUGUGGUGUCACAGAAAAGCGCGCCGACAAUGUUUGGUUGGCAGCAGAAGGCGUAUACCUCCCUGUCAACGAAACCAAGUAGAAUUUAGUCAUGGGACCUCGAAUUUACUAAUACUACUCUGUAUAAAACAGGUACAUGGGUUUUGGAUUGUUUUGGUGGAUGGUACCUGGUCAGGUAACAGUUGUAGACGUCCUACUAAAUGAAAGAAGACCUAUCUAAGAAA
Molecule: messenger RNA, 1106 nt
Organism: Morus notabilis
Lineage: Eukaryota; Viridiplantae; Streptophyta; Magnoliopsida; Rosales; Moraceae
Product: stromal cell-derived factor 2-like protein
Exons: 6
Coding region: 314-964 (216 amino acids)
Source: RefSeq, a predicted model, not a curated record